Messenger RNA from Coregonus sp. 'balchen', 4356 nucleotides. Lineage: Eukaryota; Metazoa; Chordata; Actinopteri; Salmoniformes; Salmonidae. The record is from the annotation of a GenBank genome assembly.
CGUAGCUGUACGUGUAGCGGUGUGUUCCUGUCAAAAUAAAGGUCCUCUCACAAACAUUUGCUUUCCUGUUGCUGACAGUCGCACACCCACUCGCUCAAGAAUGGCAGGAAAAAAGGCAUUAGUGAUCCUCUCUAAAGGUGCAGAAGAGAUGGAAACGGUUAUACCUGUGGACAUAAUGCGUAGAGCUGGGGUUAGUAAACUUAUCGAGCUAGCUAAGUUGGUUGCGUACAACAAACACUGAUAUAGUAAAUUGAGCUUACUAAAAGCUGCACAUUAGCUAGCUAAUAUUUUAGCAGAUAUUUGAUUUACCUAGACACAGUCAAGUUGAAGCUGCAGUCCAAGUUAGUUUGACACAUGCAUGCUGAUCUAUUUUUUUUGCUCUAGCUAGCAAUGUAGGUAGCUACAGCACAGAUAGAACAAGUCUAGCAGGUAAGCUAGCUUUAUGUUGCACUUAACUAUGUAUUAUUAUCUACCUUAGCUGGCCAGAUAUAACAGGCAUAAUGAACAACUCUACAGUAUGCAGUUUUAUCUAUGGUUAAUAAGUGAGUUAAUGUGUUGUCAUGGUCUAGCUAGUGUGUUGGCACAUACAAAACAUGUAAGGUGAGUAAAAGGCCACUGCAAAUGUCAAAGGUGACUGUGCUGUAACUACUAUAGGAUAGGAAGCAGAGUUUUUCAAAUUAAAAGUCCCAUACUCCUUUGAUUAUUGGGAUUUUAUGGUUAAGGGGCAAUGUCUGCUGAUGGUCAUUGAAGUAGUUGUGUUUUUGUUUGUGUCCACAUCCUGCAGAUUGCUGUGACGUUGGCAGGGUUGACAGGCAAAGAGCCUGUGCAGUGCAGCAGAGAUGUCUACCUUGUUCCUGAUGCCAGCCUGGAGGAUGCCCGCAAGCAGGUCAGGUCCUGCCGCCACACCCUGCAGUCACAUUAGUCCACACAGCAGGCUGUUCUCUGACUGCAUAAAGUUUACAAUGCAUUCUGAAUCAAAUGUUUUCCCACUUUAAAACUUUAUUCAUUGAUUAAUGUACGGUUGAUGCAUCUGAAAUUGGUACUAUAAAUGUGUUAUCCGUGACCUUGUAUCUUUUGAUGCAGGGUCCAUAUGAUGUGGUUCUUCUGCCAGGGGGAGCUCUCGGUGCCCAGAACCUGUCAGAGGUAGGGAUGCACUUAAUGUUUGGCAUUCAUUGCAAAAAGUUUUAGCUGCAGAUUAAUCUCUCCUGUGUGUCCCUGACAUUGUCAAUAUAAUGUUGCAGGUAGAUACUGUAACAUUUGUCUCUUGGUAAUGUUUUGGUGGACAACUAACCAUAGAAAACUAUACAAAUAUAUUUUCAUAAACUAUAAUUUACCUACAUUUAAAAUAUAAUUUACUUGGUAUGCUCUUAUGAUUAUUCUUGUUGAUUAAAAACAAGCAAAUAUAAAAUUAUACAGUAUGACAAUGUGAUGCUUCAUUACAUUUAUGGUUUUAGCCCUUACAUCUACAUGCUCUGUGAAAGUUGUCCCUCAAUAACUUUAAAUUGUUUUUCAGUCAUGCUGGAAACAAUGACUCAUCUAUUGCCCUCAAGAUUUAUCAGACUGUCCAUUCUUAAUCCCUCUAGCAAAGCCGCAUUUACUGAAAAGUCAGUGUUAUAACACACUUUCUGUAUGAGUGUAGAGUGACUCAUCUCUCUGUAUGUGGCCUCCAUGUUGUUUUUCUUGUAGUCCCCUGCUGUGAAAGAGGUGUUGAAGGACCAGGAGGACAGGAAAGGGCUGAUCGCUGCCAUCUGUGCAGGUACUGUUCCUUCUGUGAGAACGCACAAAUCCACCUCUACAUUACAUUGCAGCUCACACACUCCAGGAUGUAUCUGUGUCAAUGAACACAGCAGGGGGAAGAUUGCUUAGAUCCUAAUCUUGAGUUAAAUCUGCAACCAGCGAUUUCUGUCAGACAGUGAGUGUAGUAUAAGAUUGGGACUUAGUGGGCUGUCACAUCGCCUUUCCAUUAUUAGGAAGCGGGAAACCAAUACACAAUUAGAUUAUGAUAGAACGACAUAUUAGUGCCACUGACAAAGCCCACUACCACUGAGAUUUUCUGCCUGCCUGUGCUGAUGAAGGGCACUAGAAGGAUGUUGUGAAUGAGGACAUGGGACCCAUGUGGUAGAGCAGAGUGAAGGGCGUCCUAGAAAACAUCUGAUGUCCCCACAGGAAUAUAGAAUGAAUCUGCCAAUCAGAGGACCAGCAGCAGCGUCGCAUUGUGCUCUACUAAAAUAGAUGUGAAAAUAAUGCUUUCUAUUUCUAAUGUGAACAGAGGUGUGAAAAGUGCUUGACUCAAUUACUCCAUGUAUAGCAGGUAAUGCCGUAGACCCUCCGGUCUCCCAUUUCAUAUUCUCAUCUUUCUGAACAAAAUCAGUGUGUUGUGGAAGACCAUAUGUUUGUGCAUUAUGAUGAUGAUUAUAAUAAUAAUAAUAAUAAUAAUAAGCCAGGAGUCAUCCGAUAGAGGGAUGCACUGCCUCCCUCUGUCCCAGCCCUGGCCAAGCGCUCUGUCUCCGGAGACGGUCGUUUGUCCAGCCUGGUGUCCUCAGGACGGAGCGGAGGCAGGCCUGUAACAGGAGGAGCUGGGCUCUACUUAACUGGCAGGCCCCCACUCUGCCUGCCAGAGAGGAGUGUAAUCUUUAGACUGCAUGGGAAGGCAGCCAAUGAGCAUGAUCAAUAGCUUUCUAUUUAUUAACAGUCUGAGGAUGAGCUUACUGCAGUGCUAGGACGUUGCCAAUGUUAAUGCAGCAGACAUAAAGUCCAUUAUUUUUUGUCUCUGUUUUUCCCUUCCUCUAAAUAUGGCGUGCAGAGGUGGAUUGAAACCAUAUACGCUAUGUGGUUAAUUUUAGAUCAUAUUUUAUGGUAGUGUGAUAUCUACUAAUGAGUCUGACUUUUAGAGGUGAUGUCACCUCAAUGGAACAGUCAAACAAAAGUUAAGAUGUAUUGAUUGUGACACCUCUGGGUUUUUGAGAAGGAAUAAUUUGACAUCUUUUGUUGUCCAGAGAGUGCCAUGUCUGUUUUGAACAGUUUGAAAUGAAUACAGAGAGAAAUAUGUUGUUCUAACUCUCCUGUCCCCUCCUCACCUCAGGUCCCACAGCGCUCCUGGCACAUGGUAUUGCCUACGGCAGCACAGUCACCACCCACCCUGGUGCCAAGGACAAGAUGAUGACUGGAGGUAAAGUUCCGGUUGAUGAAUCUAUGCACUGUAUAGCUAGUUCAUAGCCACUGUGGUUCUUGUUAGUUGGAUGUUACACAAAAUACAGCCACAUGUAGGAAAUCUUCCUGUAUGAUGACUCAGCAGGCUCAGUGUGGCAGGAAAUGCAGCAUAUUAUUGCAGCACAAUGAGCACAUCCCAAGUACUACUGAACAGUGGUGACAAAUGAUUGUGGUCCUUCGUGUCCAGCAGAGGGUGCUGUAACACGUUUCAUACUUUAUGAUAAUCAUCAGUACAAGGUCAUUAUGCACCAGCAUUUGAUCGGAUUCAAACAGUAAACACACCAACAUAAAUACUUCAAAAAUAAAGACUGCAUAUACAAAAGUUAAAUUAUGUAAUAAAAAGAUUAAACCAAAGAUGAAUAACUUGAUUUGAACAAGUGGUACUAAAUAAUCCCCAUUUGCAGAGUAUUAUACAAUAGUGUUUAUCUCUCUAUUCACCACUGUCCCUCUCCCUCCCUAGGCCACUACAAGUAUUCUGAGGCUCGAGUCCAGAAGGAUGGCCAUCUGAUUACCAGCCGUGGGCCAGGAACCAGCUUUGAGUUUGCCCUGGCCAUUGUAGAGGAGCUCAUGGGGGCUGAGGUUGUUGCUACUGUCAAAGCACCCCUGGUUCUGAAAGACUGAGUGGUGUUGAGCCUUUCAAACUAAAGCACUGUCAACUACACCCCAACUACUCCACACUGUUCAUCAUGGUACACAGGCCAAUCAUUGUGAACAAAGAAUAAUGAUUGACAGGAUAAUGUGCGAUAGUAAUAAGAUGGAUUUUAUUAUUGUCUCUUCUAGCCUUCCCUGGGACAUGUUGCCCCCUGCACUUUAAGCAUCAGUGAUUUGGGAUUGUAAUUGCUUUUGUAUAGGAAAAUCACCAAUGUUCAAUUGUAUUGAUGUAUAAUCAAAUAUAUUGGUGUCUUCACUGUCCAAAAGCAUUGAUGUAGCUUCAUCAUUAAAGUCAACUGAGCCCCCUUCUGACUCUUGGUACAGUGACGUUAUGUGUAUAUUUAUAACAAUGACACUGGAGGUAAUUUGAUGAGUAUGCCUUCGACAUGACACAGUCAGAAAUAACAAGAGCAGUAGCUACUGCCCUACGCUUUCGUUAGAAUCAUCUUCAAGCCAACAACAAUGUAGCCACCGCAUGAAAUCAAAGUAACGUUU